AUGUAUUCUGUUGGUGAUAUGGUUCUUAAGGAAGUUAUCAUGGAACUAAAAUCUAUCAUCAAUAAUAUUGGACCAGACCAAAUUCUCUCACAACAGAAUACAGCAUACUUUGCAGUUCGUUAUGAAAAGAUUUUAAAUUCUUUCACUAAGUUACGGGAUAAGUUUCAAAUAAUUAUUGAUGAGCUGGAUGAUCUUUAUAUUUUAUAUAAUGGGACGCAUCAUCAACUUGCUAAUGGAAUAAAUGAUGUAGAACUUUUUUUUGAAAAGAUAACGCCAGAGUUGGGAGAGUAUCAUGAUAUGGAACAAUUGAAACGAGAUCUCGGUUAUUUAAAACAGAUAAUGGAGAAGGUUCCUGAUAUUCGGCGUCGAAUACAUCGUCUUUUAUCUGAGUUUAAUGGUCAUCGACAGUUAUUGAUUAAGCAUCGUGAUGAAUGGGAUAAAUUAUGGAGACGAAAAUUAGUUUCUUUUGAAGACAUUGAAAGUUUGGAAGAAGUGAUUUCAAAGUUAGAUCGAAUAGCUGAAAGAUUUGUAAAAAAAGACAAAGAAAAUAUUGAAAGAAGGAUAUACGUAUAA
Racocetra fulgida is the source of this 573-nucleotide messenger RNA. The record is from the annotation of a GenBank genome assembly. Lineage: Eukaryota; Fungi; Glomeromycota; Glomeromycetes; Diversisporales; Gigasporaceae.